Molecule: messenger RNA, 1585 nt
Organism: Haliotis rubra (blacklip abalone)
Lineage: Eukaryota; Metazoa; Mollusca; Gastropoda; Lepetellida; Haliotidae
Product: carbohydrate sulfotransferase 11-like
Exons: 3
Coding region: 72-1364 (430 amino acids)
Biological process (GO): carbohydrate biosynthetic process
Cellular component (GO): membrane
Molecular function (GO): sulfotransferase activity
Source: RefSeq, a predicted model, not a curated record
AGCUCCCUGGAACACUGAGUGAAAGCUCCCUGCUACUGGGGCCGCAGUCGUGCAGGUGUUAGCACACUACUAUGACGUCUCCCCUGUCUCCGAGUGUGUACGGAUAUACAGUGCUUACUGUAGCUUGUCUCGUAGGUUGUACCAUAUAUGGAUAUAUCUCACAGAAUUAUUUACCUUUAGGUCCAGUAAUGGGUAUAAAUAUUCAAGAAAGGGAGGCUCUUGGCAGUUCGAGUGUACACCAGGAAGUAAUGGACCCUCUCAAGGGGGAAUACGAAGCCCGCCUCCAAAGAUACCGUGACGCAUGCGCCGUGAGGAGGAUUAAGGCCUCUGUCUAUAACAAAAUGUAUUACUACGCAGAUCCAGGUAGUAACACCAGCAUAGGUUACUGCCCCGUCCCAAAAGUGGGCUGCACAUUCUGGAGAAGGAUAUUCAUGUUCCUCAACAGAACCCAAACUCAGAUGUCAAGUCCUUUCGACAUUUCUCGUUUCGAGGUGUACUUCAAACCCAUGGUACAACUCAGAACUACCAAACACACAACGGACAUUUUGGAGCAUGCGCAUCGCUUCCUGUUUGUGAGAGAUCCCUACUCGAGGCUCUUCUCCGCAUACGUGGACAAAUUUCUUCUUCCGCAGUUUCUGUCAUGGCCGACGUAUGGUAAAGUGAUCGCUGCGAUCAGAGCUGGAAGAAGAGUUCUGAAUGAAACAUGUGUCACGGAACUCGUAACAUUCCCCGAGUUUGUGAACAUAACAAUGUUACGGAAAUACCCGAACAUUCACUGGCUGCCGAUCACAUCGAUUUGUGACCCGUGUCGACUGCAUCCUGAUUUCAUUGGACAACAAGAGUCAUUUUCAAAAGACGCCAAAUAUAUUCUAAACAAGGUCGGGCUGGGGUAUCUGCUGACGAAGUAUUCACACAAAACGUUCGUCUCAGACGAAAUUACGCAGGUAGUCGACUUUACGUUUGCCUACGGGGACUACAAUAGGCACUUACGCCAAUGUUACGAUAGUCUAAUGCUGGCUGAACGUUUGUGGACGGCGUUUAAGAUGAAUGGUUACAUAUUACCAGCGGUGGAAUUCCCUAAGGAAGAACUACUUGAGUUGAUUCAAAAGACAAAUGACACUAUCACGUUUAAGGCUCUUCUAACUCAAAUGAUAGUCAAAGAAAAUGGGCGACGUCACCUGUCACCCGAGAUGUUCAGGCUGCAGAAGAAGAUAAUGAUGCUGAACGAGUAUAAAAAACUAUCUCGAGAAACCAUGGACAAAAUAGCCAAGUAUUACACGUCGGACUUUAAACUGUUUGGUUACGAGCAAUAUCCAGAAACUCUGUUUCCUUGGAGGUACGCAUACCAACAGCGGUCUCCCUGAAAUCCAAGUGUUCCCUUUCUCUAGGAUUAUUAUCACCAAUGAUGUCGUCGCUAUUUGUUAAUGAGGUUUGAACCCGAAUUUCAAAAUGGCCGCAGUGGGAGCCGUGCUGAAACAUAUGUUAUGUUAUGGAAUUUUGUGUCGUUAGUAGUGAUGCUGAGCAUAUAGGUUCAUGUUUUGCGUGCGUGUGUGUGUGUGCGUGUGUGUGUGUGUGUGUGUGUGUG